Bombyx mandarina (wild silkworm) is the source of this 1039-nucleotide messenger RNA. RefSeq names its product UDP-glucuronosyltransferase 2B7-like. The record is from RefSeq and is a predicted model, not a curated record. Lineage: Eukaryota; Metazoa; Arthropoda; Insecta; Lepidoptera; Bombycidae.
CACAGUGCGAAACGUACACCAUGAUCCUGAGGGUGGUCAUAGCGUUAGCCUUUUGUGCGCCGCACACGCACACGGCAAGGAUUCUUAUUGUCGUGCCCACACCGUCAUACUGCCAUCAGCUGAUCUUCCGCCCAAUAAUCGAAGAGCUAAUCAAGAACCAUCAAGUAACAUUUAUAACCACGAACCCAGCGUAUCCGAAGGGAGAUACCCCACGGAACCUCACGGAAAUCGACACGGGUCCCAUCUCUUACUCGAUGUGGAGCCCGGAAUUUUCAAUAGCUAAAUUCGGGAAAGACAAAUUUAUUUACGACGGCGUAAAUGUUACUUUUGAGGUUAUGCCGAAGAUAUUUGCAGAGCAACUUCGUUUGGCGGAUGUUGAGAAAUUGAUCCGUAAUACCCAAUUCGAUCUGCUAAUUUUAGAAGCUUGGUUCCGACCGAUAUUGAUCUGGUCGUACCUGUACAAAGUUCCAGUGCUGCUGGUCAGUUCCAUGGGCACUGCUCCUGGUAACCCUGAAACCAUGGGCCUGCCCAACCAUUGGACUUAUCACCCUUCGUUAUUUCAUCAGAAGAUCUACGACCUAACGACCUCGGAAAGGAUUAGCGAAAUACUUAGAUAUCUACACGUGCAAUCGGUUUUUGAUGCGAACGAGGCCAGAGAGGAUGAGAUUUUAAAAGGUAUUUUCAAUGAUGCACCUCCUCUCAGGAGUUUAAGGAGGAACGUGGACGCCAUGCUCUUGAAUUUGAACCCGUUGUGGGACAAUAACCGUCCUUUGCCGCAGAACGUUCAUUACAUCGGGAAUAUCAAUCGUAAUCCUGCGAAGGAAUUGCCAAGGGUGAGUUUUGUGAUUUCACGUAAGGUUUUGUGUUAUUCGUAAAGACUGACAGGCAUACGACCCGGAUGGAAGUCAGUGAAGAUCGUGCCCAUCGCUGAGGGAUCUCUCACAGGCGGUAUUUCAGCGGCGCAGUUAUGCUGGGAAAGUACAGCUUGAAUUAGAGAAUACUAAACUCUUCACUCACCUGCUGUUCUUUUAGUCCUCGU